This is a messenger RNA of Capsicum annuum, 3304 nucleotides long. RefSeq names its product WPP domain-associated protein. The record is from RefSeq and is a predicted model, not a curated record. Lineage: Eukaryota; Viridiplantae; Streptophyta; Magnoliopsida; Solanales; Solanaceae. The coding region runs from base 293 to 2944 and encodes 883 amino acids. The transcript has 6 exons.
GUUUUUUGUUCCUAGUAAUUGGAAUCAAAGUCCAUAAUCAACGCUCCAAAAGAAAGAAACAAAGAAUAAAAUAAAUAAAAGGAGGGGUUGAUUUGUUAUAUGUAAAUCACUCCCGCUCAUUUCCCCAAACUUUUUGUUGUUAGCUAAAUUUAUUCACUCCAACAAAAACCCUAAAGCUAACACUCCACUGUUUUCUGAGUAAAAUUCAACAGCAAACCUGGCUUAAUUGUAGCCUUUUUUGGUAACUUAAUUAGUUGGAGAAUAUCUAAUUCCUUCCUUAUAUGCUUCUUUUAUGAUGGGCAGUUCAGAGGUGUUAGAGAAUGGAGCGGUGGUGAGAAAUGGGAAUGGUCUAAAAUCAAGUGGUCAGGAUGACCUUGAGGGACUGACGAAUGGUGGGUUUGAGCAAAUGGUUAAUGGUGCAAAGGAAAAUGAGAAUUUGGGUGAUGAGAUUUUGGAGGAUUUUGAUACAUACUGGGAAGAUGUUAAUGACCGCUUAAUGGUAUCAAGGAUGGUAAGUGACUCAGUGAUUAAGGGGAUAGUGAGUGCGGUGGAACAAGAGGCAGCUGAGAGACUAGUGGCUAAGGAAAUGGAAUUAGCCAACUUGAAGGAGUAUUUGCAAAUUCAUGACGGGGGUCUUGGCAAAACUGAAUUUGAAUCUCUUGGGUCACCCAUUUUUCGAAAACAUAUGACUUUAUCUGAUGCUUUUAUGGAGCAUGACAAGAUGGGGGACUAUCUUGAUGGGCUAAGAAGUUUGGCAAAAGAUGAAUUCAAGAAGUUAAAGAAGAGUAUUGAUGAGCUUAGAGGAUCCAAUUCUAUUAGGAACAGGAGCUCUUGCUCUGAGAUGGAAGGUAUUCAACAGGAGAAAGAAUCGGGAAUUUGGGGUCAGUUGGACAAAACACUAGAUAACUUGAGAACGACGGUGGAUACCAACUUUAAACGAAUGGAUGUUAUGCUACAGGUGUCCAAGACAUCACUUGGUCAGUGGCAGGAGGAGCAUCUAAUCAAAGUGGAACUUGAGGCCAUGGUAAUGCGUAGUGUAAUUCAAACUGUGCAAGAAGAAUUUGAGUACAAAUUGUGGGACCAGUAUGCUAAGUUGUGCGGUGACCGAAAUGAGAAGUUGAAUGCCAUCUCUAGUUUACGGACUGAGUUGGAUGCUGUUUUGAAAUCAUUGUCAAGUUCAGAAAAUGGGCAUGUGACUCCCCAUGGAUCGCAUGAUGCAGAUUUCUUUACACGCAGGACAUCCGGUGAGUAUGUGACUUCUUCAAAAUCUGUUUGGGAUGGAAAUGAAAUGCUGGAGGAUUCUAAGACUGAUAUACCUGAGAACUUUGAUGCUGUCUCGCUGAAGCACAUGUCAAAAGAUGAAAUUGUCACCUAUUUUAAUAAUAUAAUGACAAAGAUGAAGAGACACCAUGAGUCCAUUCUGCAAAAGAAAACCGAUGAAUAUUUUCAUCUAAGAGCAGAGUAUCUUAAUCUUAGAGGAGGCUCUGUUGUGCCACAUAAAAAGGAUAAGGGUGAAUCUGACAUUCUAAGGAAGAAGAUUCGGGAAAUUAUAUUCAAAUUGGAUGAUAUUCUAGUAGAGAAUGAAAAACAUCCUGCAUUUACCCAAGAGAUUCUAAGUUUUGGUAACUUGAAGGAUAGACUUGAUAACCUUCUUUCUGAAAAUCACCAGCUUAGGGACUUGCUUAAAGACAAGAAAAAUGAAGUCAAAUUCCUUUUGUUCCAAGUUUCUGAUGCCAGUGAGAAGAGGCUGCAACAUUCGUUGGCAGAAGCAGAAAUGCAAAAACAGAUCGGAGAUCUCAAUUUAGCCCUGGAAGAGUCACAGAUAGAAGCUUCUGCAAGGGAAGACGUGUAUACCUGUUUUCUAAGGGAUCUCAGUGGCGGGGCACGAAAUGAAGCUGAGGAAUUAAACUUGGGAUUUGAUAUGCUUAAUGAAAGUAAUGAUACUAAUGCUGAAAGUACUAGAAAAAUAGAAGUUGACGAUUUAGAGAUAGAGUGCCUGAUUAUGCAAGAAAUUUGUGGAGUGAUUUCUGGUGAAGGCAUCAAGGAGGCUAAAGACAUGCUUAAGGAACUGUAUCGGGAGCAUUUGAAUGAAAAGGAAAUUCAAAUUUCUCUUGACACAAAAGUUAUUGAGAUGGAAAACAAACUAAAAUUUGCAGUUGAAGAAGAGGACAGACUGAAGACAUUAGUGUAUGAAAAGGAGAAGUUAGCAACAGAUGCAUCAACUGCUCUAGCAAAAGAGAGAAAUCAAUUUGACCAGGUGCGUCAAGAGUUGAAUGCUGUGAAAGAAUUUGCAUGUCAGCAACAAGCAUUAGCUUCUGGUUGCAGCGAAGAACUAAAUGAAGUAAAAGGCCAGUUGGCAGAAGCAUUGGAGCAGAUUGAAGAAUUGAAAGAGAAGGCAUCCCAUUUAAAUAGAAGUCUUGAGGAGAAAGCGGAGGAGUUAAAAGAAGCUAAUCACAGGGAAAAUAUGAUCCUUACUAUUUCUGAAGAGAGGCAAACACUUUUGUCCUCGCUUGAAGCAAAGGAAAUAGAGCUAAGAAAGCAGGUGGAAACAAUAAUUGGUAAUAUAAAUGAAUCAUCAAAGAUGCUUGCUGAUUUUGAAUGCAGGGUGACAGGAAGGUUGAAAACAAAUAAUGCGAGAUUUGAGCAUUCAUAUUCUCAAUUGGAUUCGCUUGUUAAGAAGGCCAAUUUGCUUAGAAGAACUACGCUACUGUACCAACAAAGGCUUGAAAAAAGAUGUUCAGACCUUCAAUUGGCCGAGGCUGAGGUUGAUCUUUUGGGAGAUGAGGUGGAUACACUUUUAAGCCUACUUGAGAAGAUUUACAUAGCACUUGAUCAUUACUCGCCAGUUUUACAACAUUAUCCUGGGAUUAUGGAGAUUCUUAAGGUGAUCAAAAGGGAAUUAACUGGAGAGUCUACCAAGCUAGUAAAAUUGUCUCCUGCUUAAGAUUCGUUCAAUUCCUGGAAUUUUUACCUUCCUCCAUCCUGACUGGUACCCAUUUUGAAGUUCAACGCGAAGCUAUAAAGACAGAUUUAAGUUAGCGUGACAGAUGUGUAGUAGUAUUACUUUUCUAGCAACUUAAAAUAGCGCAAAGUUUUUGAAGUUUUAUCUGACCUGGCUUGCAGAGAGGGGAUCCUAGUUAGUUCUGUAUAUUUUGUAUCAUCAGGCACCAAAAUCCCAACACUUUGUAGUUGCAGCUGGUGAAGUUUUAGGUACAUUUAUGAGCUUUCUUCUUGUAUAUAGAGAUGCAAAAUGUACAGACUACUUUUGCUUGUUUAAUUUUAUGGAAAUUCAUGUGUUUUAUCA